Molecule: messenger RNA, 10686 nt
Organism: Bombina bombina (fire-bellied toad)
Lineage: Eukaryota; Metazoa; Chordata; Amphibia; Anura; Bombinatoridae
Gene: MN1
Product: MN1 proto-oncogene, transcriptional regulator
Exons: 2
Coding region: 1031-4660 (1209 amino acids)
Biological process (GO): regulation of DNA-templated transcription
Source: RefSeq, a predicted model, not a curated record
UAUGAAGGAAAUAAAUGCUAGCUCUUUAUAGGGCUUUAAUGGAUGUAAUACGGCAGGACCACCUUAAGUGUUAGCCUCGCCCCCUGCCUGCGCUGACAUUGGCUGAGAGGGACUGCGAGGAAUGGAUUGCUGAAAUGCAAAACUUGUUGCUGCUCUCUGGGGCUGUGUGAUCGGCAAGGGGAGAGAGUGAGGGAUCUCACACUGAAUCCUCCUGCCGGAGGGACGGAGGCAAACACGGGAAGUGGUCACAGGGACAGCUCGGACAUUGCCCGCUGGAACACGUUAGGUGCGCUGUGUCUAGGACAAAGGGGGCCGUCCUCUACUAAGCCCGUAGUGCCGGGGACAGCACCUAAUCACCAGUGGACAGCAGCAGCAGCCAGCACCCCGGACCAGCAGGCAGUGUGCUCCCUGUAUAUGCUCAGUAGGGACUGACCCAGGACUUUCCAGCAGUCUAUUAGCCAGAUGGCUACUAGACACUCCGCAGCGCAGUUACAAUGACAACAGUGGCAGAGCCCAUGGGCACCAGGAACAUUCAUUUAUCAUAUAAAUAACAGCCAGCUGCUUGUUAACUUCAACAAAACAGCGGAGAUUAAACUACAUUGUCUGAACUAUACUGCAAGUUUAUUGUUUGCUCCGAUCCAAUUGGACUUUCCAAAACUUUUUUUUAUUGUUAAAUUUCCACACUGGGGACUGUUUUCUUAUAUUUUGGAUCCUUAUUUUGCUGUGCGUGGAAAGCAAAGCAAACCUGCAGUUUAAGCGUCCAGCUCUGCAUGAGAUCCCAAGAAAAUGUUUACUUAUGAUCUCACAGCUCAGGCCCUCUCAGAUUACAAAAUGUGAGCUCAUCUGCAGACAACAUUGCUUCUCACACUUGUAUUUCUGCUUCCAGAGAUUGUGGGGAUCUGCAUGAGACCUUUUUUCCCCCUUCCCUCAUUCUUGCAGAGCGGUUUUGCUUUUCUGGCAUUGCAAGGACUGAGUGCAAUAGCAUUAUCAGUGGAAAGAACUGUCAUGCCUUAUUGAUCAGUUUGGAAUUAUGUUUGGGCUGGAGCAGUUUGAGCCACAGAUCAAUAGCAGAAGCGCUGGCCAAGGAGAGAGAAGCUUUACUCAGCCCGGGAUGAACAUGAGCUCUCAUUUUAAAAGCUCUGCUUUCCACGCCGGAGGUGCACCCGCGUCUGUGGAUCCUGCAAUAGGGGCUAUGAAUGAGCCUUCUAUGAUGGGAAUGAACCUCAACUUAAAUGGAGAGCCCUAUGGGUAUCAUGCUAGAGGACACUUAGAUGCUCAUGCUGGAGGAAUGCAGCAGCAGCAGCCAGUGCACGGUUUCUUUAAUAACCAGCAACACCACCACGGCCACCAUAGCAGCCAUCCUCACCAGCAUCACCCACACUUCAGCAGCAACUUUGGUGGGCCAGAUGCCACAGCUUCUUGCUUGCAUGGUGGCAGGCUUAUGGGCUAUAACAAUAAUCUUGGAAACCAACAAGCAUUUGGGGAGGGCUAUGAACAAAUGGCAGAGAACCAGUCAGGAGAGGGAUUUGGACAGCAAAGGUCAGGUAAUAUUGCUGAAUUUCAACACCCUAACACUAAUUCUUCUAACCACGCUGUUCCUGCACCUUGCCUUCCUCUAGACCAGUCUCCAAACCGUGCUGCUUCUUUUCAUGGGCUUCCAUCCUCCUCCUCCACUGAUACACAUAACUUGGAACAAAGGAGGAUACACAGUCAAGGAAGUGUUGACCCUCUGGAAUACAAUUAUCCCACAGAUGGCCCCUCAGGACAUUUUGAAGUACCUGUGUUCUCUCCUUCAGACUCAGAGGGCCAUUAUGGUGCUGGAAGGCAGGCCCCUGGUGGCAGCUUUUCUGGCAGUUCUGUUUUACCCAGACCUCCUGGUAUAGUGGGAAUGACUAAAGUUCACCCCCAGCAGCAGCAUGGUGUAUUCUUUGAAAGGUUUGGAGGUGCCCGAAAGAUGUCAGUGGGCAUGGAGCCUGGAGUGAAUUCCAGACAUCCCUUAAUGCCACAGCAGCAGCAGCAGACAGGUUUACUUGCCAGGCAAAAUUCAUGCCCGCCAGCAAUUACUAGGCAACAACAAACAGAAGCCAAUACCUCCAACGCAAAUUUACAGGACAAUGGACCAGUAAUGCAGAACCAGCAUACACAGUUUGAAUAUCCUAUUCAUAGACUAGAGAAUAGGAAUAUGCAUCCAUAUACAGAAUCCAUGUUCAAUAUGCAACAGGCACCUCCACAGCAACCUCCAAAUCAAAGAUUGCAACACUUUGAUACUCCUUAUAUUAAUGUAACAAAAAGGCCUAGGUUUGAAUUUCCAAAUAAUCAUGGUGUGGAUAACUGUGCUGCAUGGAGUAAUAAUAACAUUCACAAUGCUGGCAUUGAAAGUCACCUGUCUCCCUCCACAUACCCUGGUCUUCCAGGUGAAUACACACCUCAAGUGCCAGAAGGUUUUCCACCUGGCCCAACUCUUCAACACCCUGGAUCAGAUCACCAAUCACUACAACAGCGUCAGAAUGCAGCAAUGAUGAUUAAACAAAUGGCUUCCAGGAACCAGCAGCAAAGAAUGAGACAGACAAAUUUACAGCAACUGGGGCAUCAUGGGGACGUUAAUCAAAGUGGUAUUGUUCAUGGAGGUCAAGUAGGGAAUAUGUCUCAGCCUGCCUUUGAUCGUGAAGGAGGGAGGAUUGGUAAUUUUGACCCCCAAAACCCACAUGUGGCUCAGGAAAAUGCUUGGUUUCCUGGCCCUCAUCCACCAGGAGAUAUUCUACAAAGGAGGAUGGGUGGGUCAAAUCUUCCUUCUGAACCUACACCUCAUGAUAUUAAUUUGCCACAAAAUGGGUCAAAUAUGCUGUUUAGGUCAGGUGUCAAUAGAAUGGGUAUUCAAGAUUCUUUGGGGUUACCAGGAGAAGGACAUGUUCAGGCCUUACAUUCUCCUGGCAUACAUUCUCAGUUUGGAAACAACAUGGCUAACCUUUCCCAAAUGCAAUCACCAGGGGGAGGAGUGGGCAUUACAAGUACUUCUUCAGACAGAAGGAUUCCUCCAGAGUUUGCAGCACCCUCUAUAGGAGGACAGGCAGGAUUUCCAUUUGUGGGAUCAAAUAGGCAGUCUACCCCACACAAUCCCCCAGGUGUAAACUCAUCACCAAGUUCUUACCCACCACAAUCUGAUUUUCAAGCUAGUCAGCGAUCCACUGCAAGCAAGUUAGGAGCACUUUCCCUAGGGUCUUUUAGUAAGUCAAAUGCAAAAGAAAAUAUUUUUGGACAAAGUUGCUUAGCUGCUCUCUCCACUGCCUGUCAGAACAUGAUUGCUAGCUUAGGUGCUCCAAACCUCAAUGUAACUUUUAAUAAGAAAAGCCAAGCUGAGGGAAAGAGAAAGUUGAGUCAGACUGAAACAGACCUAAAUAGCACCAGUGGGAAUAAUGCAAAUUCUGAUUAUUUCACAGGGGGGUCCUCCCAAAGCAGCCAGGUACCUGGUGUGUCCAAUGCCAACAGUAAAUCUACAGGGCAAAGUAGUACAUCUCAGCCCCCUCAAGGUGACACUAGCCUCUCCCCAAACUAUAAUAUUGAAGCUAAUCCUGGCAAUGAUGGAAAACCAGUUACUAGUGGUGGGAGAGGGAGGGGCAGGAGAAAAAGAGACAGUGGGCAUGUAAGCCCAGGUACCUACUUUGAUAAGUAUUCUGCAGAUAGUGGGGGUGCAAUUGUAAGUCCAGGGCAGCAGAGUCAGCCUGCAAGCUCAGGGGAAUCUGGCGGGACUGCACAUGACAAGCCUCUCACUUCUCCAUCAUGGGGAAAGGGGGGUGAUCUGCUUCUCAGUGACCAACCUGACCUCAUGUCAUCUUUGGAUAGUGGAAUUCAAAGUGUGACUAAAUCAGAUAGCAGCUCACCUCAUGUUGACUUCCCAGAAGAUGUUAACACAACUUAUGGCAAUGAAGAUGAAGUGUCCUCUAGUUCAGAUAAUAACAUAUCAAAACCCAAUAGUUGUCCGUUGGUUACAGGGUCUCCAAAAAUUCAGAGGGGGGAACAUGGACUUCUAAAUGGACAAAAACCCUUGGGACUAAAUCUGCUAAAUAACACUACCUCUCUCCCGGACAGUUAUGGUUUGAGUAGUUCUGGCCACCCUGGCACUCCAGGGAUGGAACAGGUUCGCACUCCAACUAGCACAUCAACACAGGAUGAAAUCCACCCUCUAGAGAUACUCCAAGCACAGAUACAGCUUCAGAGACAACAGUUCAGCAUUUCUGAAGAUCAGCCCUUGGGAAUCAAAAAUAAAAAAAAUGACUGUACUGCUCAAAAUGUGGACAGUGAAUUGAACAGUUGUUGCUCUGACAAUGUUAAAAAUUCUAUGAGUACUAUAGACCUUGACUCUUUGAUGGCAGAACAUAAUUCUACCUGGUACAUGCCUAAUGAGAAAUCAUUGAUGGAGGUAGAAGAGGACAAAUCUAUCACACCUUGGGAGAAAUCAAAGAGCCAACAAACCAACAAAGAAGGAUCUUCCCAGAACAAGACCUCAGCAGCGGCACAAAAUGGAAGCCAUUUACAAUGCCUCUCAGUUCACUGCACAGAUGACAUUGGAGAGUCAAAGGGUAGGACUUCCGUUCCUACAUGGCGAUCCCUUCAUUCUGACAUCUCCAAUAGAUUUGGGACUUUUGUCGCAGCCCUAACUUGAAAAUAGAAAAAAACAAACAAAAAAAACCUUUUUUUUUUCCUUUCAUUCCCCCCACCCCCAACAGCCACUAUUGAUAGGUGGACAUAUUUUUUUUAGGUUGGUACCUUCUUAGUGGCAUAUGGAACAGUUAAUUUAAAAGAAAACCUCAUAUUUUUAAUCUUUUUUGCCACAGUAUGUUACCAGUGUUAACAUCUUCAUCCAGAACUAUUUGCCUUUUGUUGUACUCUAGUUAAUCCCUGUUACACUAUAAGCUUGGCAUAUUUUUUUUUUUUUUUUCUGGGUAGAGAAGGGAUUGUGUGCGUAUUUACUUUUAUUGUUUUUUUUUUUAUUUGCUUUUGUCACUGCUGUGAUUUCUGCAAAGAAUGUAUGUUUUAUCUUUUUAUUUAGUCAAUGUUCUUAUGUUCUCAACUAGAUGUCAUAAGAAAAAAACAUGGUUUUGCAUUAUGCAUUUUUAAAAUAUAUAUGUAUAAAUAUCUUCAUAAACCAAUUAACCCAUACAAGACAGAGAAAUCAUUUUGCUUUUAGUGAAUGUGAAACAUCUAUUUUGAUUCCUGAAGUAUUUUUGAACAAAGAAUCAAGCUCUUAGAUUAAUAUCGUCUUCAGCAAUUUUGAACACAUGACUUUAUUUAGACAAGAUAUUUAAAUGUUUAUUGGAAAUUAAAAAAGAAGUAGCAAAUUAAAUAUAUAUUUUGUGCACAUAAAGUUAUAGUCUAUAUACAGUUCCAAUUUAGGUUUCUACAAUUUACAAUUCUCCAAAUUUGAAUUGAUGUAAAUAUCAGGGUUAUUUGUAGAGUAUUUAAUUGAAUUAGACCCAUUGUCUCAUAUUAAGGUGAAGUUUCAGCUAGUAUUGUUUUGUUUAAAAUAUAGUUUUCAAUAUAGUUUCCCUAUAUUCAAGUCUAAAGUGCAGGAAACAGAAAAAUGUUUGGAAUAUUCAUGUUUUUGGGUUAAACUAAAUGGUUAAGUGCUUAUUUUUUAUUUAUUUUUUUAUUUUACUCCUACACAGAUAUAUUAUCAAAUCUUGGCUCAGUUAUACAUUUGAAAAUUGUAUUGUCUAGCAACUGCUACAUUGCCCACACAGAGGUAUUUCACCAGUGUAAUUAAACAUAUUUUGCUCAUUAAAAAAACAAACCCCCCCCACAAGAUUACAGUUAAGUCCUACAGCUUUUUUUGUCUAGAUUUAUUUUAGUCAUAUUCUAUAAUGUCUAAUAAACUUCAAAUUAAUUGAUUUUGUUAAAGAAAAAUAUCUGUAGUACUUUUGCAGAUAUUCUUAAAUAGCCAUUAUACUGAACAAAAUGACAUGCUACCAUUCAUGAGACCAUGUCAUUGUAUCACUAUUGACCCUGCAAUUUCUAUGUGUUUAACCCCCUGCAGAGGGGUUAAACACAUAAGUAAAGUAUGAAUUGGUAGCUGUUGCUGAUUCAGUCCUAGUAGCACAACCCAGUUAUUUGAAGCUUUAUCUAUGUUUUACCCCCUUUGCAUGGUUAAACACAUAGAUUUGCAGGGUUGAUAGUGACACAAUUACAAUGAAGAAUAAAAUCAUUAUAUUUUUUCAGUAUAAUGGUCUUUAACAUUUAAUUGACUGCACCUUCUAUUGCACACAACAGAUUUUCUGGCUAUAAACCUAUAGUUUGUGAAAGUCUUAUAAACUAUUAGGAUUAUAUAACUUUAACUUGAAUGCAUUGUUUUCUAUAUUUGUAAGCAGAGAAACUGAGCAAUAAAGAAAUAAACAUUGAGUGUAUAUUUUAGUUAUAUUAUACAAGAAAUUUUAAACAAAACAACAUGUUUAUUAUACAGUAAAGUACAGUGCUGUGUUGUUGGUCCAGGGGAAAAAGCAAAUUGACUGAAGUCAAGCAGAUAAUAACUUUUAGAUGAUCAACUUACAUAGUCUUUAUAAUUUUAAUGCAUUCACAAUUAACCAUUUUAUCUGCUUGGGUGUAUUCAACUAUUUACGUAUAGCUACUUUAACUGUUUUAUUUGAAAUGGCUGAUUUAGCCUGUUGAAACCACCACACAUUCUGAGAAUUGUAAUACUCUGGUAUUGGCUAUAGACAUGCUUUGUAAUUGAGAGGCAGCAGCACAAAUUAAUAUGCCAGUGAGGUGGAAGCAAGAGAGAGACCAGCCCAUUCAAAUGCAAUGAUCUGUUAUCAGCUACCUUUUCUGUAUAUUGUCUCUGUAAAGUGUAAAUAUUAAACCUCAUUAAAUAAUAAGGGUUUUAUCUCAUUUUAGGACCUUUCUUGUCACCUGACCUAAGACUUUAUAGUAGCUUUAUCUCCAAACAAUCCACAAGGGGUUAGAACUCCAAAUAUACAGUUGCUUUUGCAUCAUGUUGGAUGCAAGGCAAAUUGUAUUUUUCAUUCAUAAUAUUCUUUUAAUAUGGAUCAAUAAAUGCUUUCCUAGCCUCACUGUAUUGGAUGAUAAAUCAAUCAGACACUGUGCAUUGGUAAAUUUAGCAUAGUAUAUGAUAAAACAAAUACACCAAUGUGUGAUCACUGAACAGAUUUGCUUUCAUUUCUUUCGGUUAUUGAGCUUAUUAGCAUAUUAAAAAAAUAUUAGCUAAUUUGAGCCAUGUUAAAAAUGACAAACGUUAAUUGGCCUUAAAAUACCUGUAUUUGUAAAAUAUUUUAUUAAAUGAACAUUUAACACUAAAAACAUUGUAUAACCUUGAAUACAUUGAGGUUAUCCUCUGUCUCUCUCUAGUCAUUGGUGGUGCCAUUUUGAAAUCUAGGUAACAAAAUGACAGCACCCAUACUUAGAGGAAGGUGCAUUAAAUGUAUUUAGUGUCUCAUGUCCCUUUAAAUGAUGGCCCUAAAUAUUUUAUUUUGCAAAUGCUACAGUAUUUAAAAAUCUUUAGUUUCUAAUUGCAUAUUUACAGGUUUAUAUGUAAGGUCCAACUUAUUUUGCAGUGAAAACAACCAGCAUUAGGAUUAGUUAUGAUAUAUUUUAUUCUGCCUCCCUGUAUAUGCAGCAAUUUGAUAAAAAGUAUCAGGUCAAUGUAAUAAAUUACUGUGCACACCAUAUAUCUAUGUAAAUCAUUAUUGACAUAAUUGUAAAUUAAUCAUGUGUAGCCUUCAGCUGCUUGCAUUACUGGAUAACUAGACUGGACAAUGUGUUUCCCUGCUUGCAAAGAAUGUUUUGUUUUACUUUUUUAGAUGCACAAAAUGAUAUUUGUAAUUUCAUCUACUUUAAACCUAAAUUAAAGUAAACUGCAUAGUUAACGUAUUACAUCUCACAAUAAAUCACCUUAUACAUGUUAUAUUUUAGUAAGAACAGGGAGUGCUACUUUGGAACCAAAAUCCCUUUAAUUAGUAUUGUUUAUUUUGUCGUGUCUUGUGAUGCCAAAUUAUUUGUGCUUUGCACAAAAUAUUAAUUUGUAAAUUGGCAACACAUUGUGGGAAAACAUCAUCCUUUUAUUUCUCAAGAAUGGACUGGCAAACCAAGACCUAUAUUAAUUGGACCACUCAUCUGUUUAAACCUACAAAAGACUUCCAUACCAUUUAACUUUCACCUUAAACAAAUUGAAGAACAGUCACCCAUAACUACCAGCAUUAUUUUUGUUCUACCUGUGACCCUGAGUCAGGAUGGGUUUAUGUUGGUUUUUAUGCCAGUAGCUAACAUUGCUGGGUAAUUCAGAUGUUGAUUUAAUGAUUACAUAGCUUUACAUAUAAAACCACACAUUUAAUGGGCUGAUAUUUGCUCAAUUCUUAUUUAUAGUUGACAUAAUUUUCUUACAUUAUACUUUCUUACUCCCUGUGUAUUAUAUAUCAAUACGUUAGGUGUAGACAAGGCUAUAAUAUUGCUAAGGAAACCAAAAAGUAUCAAUAGCAAACCAUAAAAUGAUCUACUAUUUCUAUAUAAAGUGUAUUUUUUCUACAGACAUUAGUUAACAGAGACAAGAGAUAAUGGCAGCAUGCCAGGCCAUAUGUAAACUUAUGCUGUUCAGUUUCGUAGCAGUGGAGAGGAACAUUUGAGUUUACAUUAAAUGUGCUGCCCCACUUAGCAGUGUAAAUUGGACAUCCAACAUUUAAAAAUCACUCCACCAUUGAUUUUUGUUCAAGCAUAACAUAGGUUAUAUUUCAUUACAGUGUAGGCCCCAUUGCUAAGCAGUGAUGAGCACAAAUUUUAUGGAGUACGCUUUUGGUAUCCAUAUUUCAAAAUUUUUAAAAAAAGACAGUAAUGUAUAGAUUUAGUCCCCCCCCCCCCCCAGUGAUCCAUAUGUUUACUGUUGUUUUAGGGAAUUUUUUUUAUUUAUAAAAUGUUUCUUGAGAAUCUCACAAUGAUUUUUGUGAUGACAAUUUUUUUUUUAUAUAUAUGGUACACCAAAGUUUCUAUAUUCUGUUUUUGUGUUGUUUUCUCAAGUUGUACAGCCUUAAAAUACAUUAUUAUUUUUGUUUUUAACCCUUAAAGUUCUAAAACAGUAUUCAAUAUUAAGUAUACUGCAAGAAUGAAAAAUGGGUCCAUAAGUGAUUGUGCAUUGAUAUGCAGCACUUGAACUAUUUAAUUAAAAAAAUAAAUACAUAAAUAAAAAAAAAAUGAAAAUGCCUUUUCACAUGAAUUGGUUUAUAAACUAAAAUAAGAAAUGUUUAUGUGACCUUUUUUUAAUUUGGAUACUUGGGGAGAAUCUACAGUAAUAUUUUUUAUUUUUAUUACAUUUUGUCAUCUUUUGCUAUAUUUGUAUUGCAAAUAUUUGCCUGUGAACUAUCAGUGAAACUGUGUUAGAUUACAUCAUUUUGUAUGAAAAUAUCCUGACGUGGAAACUAAAUUAAUAACAGUCAUUUUGUCAUAUCAUUUUUUAUAUAUUUUUUCCUCACACAACCAAAAAAAAAAAGUGUUUGCACCUCAUAACGUGUACACAGGGUUUUAAUGCAGCUGUAAAAAGAUUGUAUCUUUUCUACAGCCGCUUGUGCAACAUAAUCUAAUGCAUACAUGGUUUACAUACAUAUAUGAUUCUGUAUAUAAUAGCUACAGAAUUUGUGACAAUACAAAAGGUUAAUACGUACUUACAGCUGUGUUAUAUACAUUUGUAAUGGCAUUCCAUUUUAAACAUAUAAUUUAAUGUGCUUGGAAAUUUCCAGACCUAAGUAAAUAUGCAUAUUGUUGCAUUGGAAUUUUUCAUAGUAGUAGCUUAGUAUUUUAAUAAAAGCUAUCUCUUAAUUUUAUUCAAGAUGUCCCUUCUCUGAUCUCUAUACUGCCAAAGGGCGCUGCAGCGUUUUACAUCCUAGGUUACUCAAAGUCACUUUUUUAUGUGUAUAUAUUUUUUUACAUCAGAUUGAAGUUCUGUAUUAAUCAAAUGCAUUACAGUUCCUUCUCAGAGAGAAGAAAGGAUUGAAUCACUCUACUGACAGAUUUCAAAACUCAGAUCUUUUUUUUUUUUUUACUGUAUUAAAAAAAAAUGUUGCGUGUCUGGACUUCUUGAUUUAUAUGUUGAAAAAAAUUGUACAGUUUGUCAGAUUAAUUCAAAAUGUAUCUAAAAAUAAAAAGUACACAAGUAUCAGUUUUAAACAUAUAUAUACAUUAAUUUGUAAAACAACUACACAUUCAUGUUUUAAAAGUGCAGACAGUUUUAUGUUUUUUUAUCAUAUAUAAAUGAUCCAAGAACCAGUUUUUGUACAUUUCACCAAAAGAUUUAAAUAAAAUGAUUGAAAUAUAGGCAAGUUCUGCUUCUUACAAAUUUAUACCUGUGAGAAAACUGAUAUUUCUCCUAUAAUUUGGUUUAUAAUCUAAAAAAAUAAAACACUGGUAACAUCUACUGCAUAGCAAACUCUUCUUAAAAUGUUAUUGCACAUGUAAAAUAUGGAAACUUUACUCUGCUGUGUGUUAAGCAAUCUGUAAUCUUUUAUUGACUUGUUAAAUUCAUUUUUAAAUGCUUGUUUGGAAGACUGUAACAAUAGCUCAUGAAACUGAGUGUUAUUUUUCUUUUCUUUUUUUAAAAAUAUGUAAAGUGCAGUCUUCUGUAUUCAUGCAUAUUGUAUAUAUCUGUACAUGUUUUACUGAACAAUUAAAUAACAAUAAAUAUGAUGUUAAUGGUGA